Fraxinus pennsylvanica is the source of this 1386-nucleotide messenger RNA. The record is from the annotation of a GenBank genome assembly. Lineage: Eukaryota; Viridiplantae; Streptophyta; Magnoliopsida; Lamiales; Oleaceae.
AUGGAGAUAAACAAACCAUUAUUUGUAGUUUUGAUCAUACGGUCCGUUUAUGCUGGCUAUUUCCUGCUUACAAAAGUUGCCUUUAGUGUUGGCAUGAACACUUAUGUUUUUGUCUUCUACAGACAAGCUGCUGCAACUGUUUUUUUAGCCCCGAUUGCUAUGUUUUUCCAAUGGAGAACUGCUCCACCAUUGUCAUUCACCAUUUUCGUCAGGAUUUUCUUGCUCUCCCUUUGCGGGAUAACUACGAGCUUGGAUAUUUUUGGUGUUGCCUUGACAUAUACAACUGCAUCUUUGGCUGCUGCGACAUCCAACACACUUCCAGUUAUUACAUUCUCCCUUGCAGUUUUAUUCAGGAUGGAAAAAGUGAAGCUGAGGACCAGCCCAGGAAUUAUGAAAGUGUCAGGAGUAGCACUGUGUUUGGCCGGAGCAGCAACCAUUGCCUUACAAGCUGCUGCAACAGUUUUCUUAGCCCCCACUGCCAUGUUUUUCCAUUGGAAAACUGCUCCACCACUGUCAUUCAUCAUUUUCAUCAAGAUUUUCAUGCUCUCGCUUUGUGGGAUAACUAUGAGCUUGGAUAUUUUUGGUGUGGCUUUGAAAUACACAACACCUUCUUUGGCUGCUGCGACAUCCAAUACACUUCCGGCUAUUACUUUCUUCCUUGCAGUUUUAUUCAGGAUGGAAAAAGUGAAGCUGAGGACCAGCCCAGGAAUUAUGAAAGUCUCAGGAGUAGCACUGUUUUUGGCAGGAGCAGCAACCAUUGCCUUGUACAGGGGCCCUUUCUUUAAACUUUUGUUACAUCAUCACCUAAUUAAAAGCCACCACCACCAACUUGAAGGCCAUGCAAUUCCUUCUACCCAAACAUGGAUUAAGGGCGUCUCACUUAUGCUGCUUUCCAACAUAACUUGGGCGUUUUGGCUUGUAUUACAGGGCCGAGUACUUAAAAGUUACCCUUCAAAAUUCCUCUUAAUAGCCCUACAGUGCUUUUUGAGCACCAUACAAUCAUUCUUUGUUGCUGUUGCUUUGGUAAGAGAUCCGAAUGAAUGGAAACUCGGAUGGGAUAUAAAACUCGUAUCAAUAGCCUACUGUGGAAUAGUGGUGACUGGUAUUGCAUUUUACUUGCAAACAUGGGUCAUUGAAAAGAAGGGUCCUGUCUACCUCGCCAUGACAUCUCCAUUGAUUCUGAUAUUUACAAUUGCUGCAACCACAUUCCUCUUUGGAGAGAUAAUUAGUCUUGGAAGUGUCUUGGGAGCACUUUUUCUGGUUGGAGGACUUUAUUUUGUGCUAUGGGGAAAGACAAAAGAGGAAGAAAGGAAGAAAGCAAUUUGUGCAGCAAUAAUUGAUGCUGAGAAAGCCAAUGGAGGAUCAAAGGAAGAGACCACAACAUAA